AUGUCUUUGGAGAACCCCAACCUUCUACCUUACUUCAAUCCGAAAAAGGAGAGGCGAGUGGCUUUUAUAACAGGCGCCAACAGUGGCAUUGGUCAAAUGACCACGUUGCAUCUCUACAUGCAUGGUUACAUUGUCUAUAUGGCAGGACGAAGCAAAGCUAGGGUUGAUCAAGCAAUAAAGUUUGUUCAAAAGGAAGCACGACAUAGAAGGUGGCUUCCUGACCAAACGUUUGGGGAACUGAAGUAUAUUCACCUCGAUCUGAUGAAUUUGAAAAGUGUCGAACGUGCAGUCGUGGAGUUCAAGACACAAGAAAAAGUGUUGCAUCUUCUGAUCAAUAACGCAGGCGUGAUGGCUCUUCCUUUCUAUUUGUCUGGAGACAAAUUUGAAGUGCAGAUGCAAACAGACUACGUGGCACCGUUUCUCCUUACUCAAAGGCUAGUGCCCUUAAUGGAAACCGUUUCAGAUCCAAGGAUCAUCUAUUUAUCUUCAAUUGGCCACAACUUUUGUUUUCGAAGGUUCUCUCCAGAUUCACAGUUUGUGUACUGGCCUAAUAUAAUAUUCACAUGGUUUCGAUAUGGCUUGGCCAAAACUGCCGGUAUUCUCUACAUGAAGACGUUAGCCAUUCAACAUCCAAAUAUUCUUUGUCUUUCUGUCCAUCCUGGAUUUGUUAUGAACACUAACCUGUUCAGCCAUUUCACAAGGCUGCCUUUAAUUGGCACAUUUUUCUGGUUAGCUUUUCAGGUGUUUGGUUGGAUUUUUGGUGUCUCCAAUGAAGAUGGCAGCUAUUCAACUGUUAAUUGUGCAUUAUCACCUAAACUAUCUGCAUCCUCAGAUAACGGUAAAUACUUUACUACUUAUGGCAUAGAAACAACACCCAACAGGGUCGCACGAGACUUACAAUACGGCAAAAUACUAUGGGACUGGACUCAACAAGAAUUGCUCAAGAGGGGCUAUAAUACUUAG
Messenger RNA from Komagataella phaffii GS115, 963 nucleotides. RefSeq lists its product as uncharacterized. The transcript has a single exon. The record is from RefSeq and is a predicted model, not a curated record. The coding region runs from base 1 to 963 and encodes 320 amino acids. NCBI's taxonomy places the organism in Eukaryota, Fungi, Ascomycota, Pichiomycetes, Pichiales, Pichiaceae.